UGUUACAGAUAUUAUCGUCAGCACUCAGUAGUUAAAAUUACCUAAUCUGGUAACGCAACAUUUGCAAGGAAACAACCAACCUCAGAGAGCACGGGAGAAAGACUGACAGCUGAGGGGAGUAGGACGGUCUCUAUCCAAGUCCUUCAACCCCUUCGAUGAACCGCAGACAACGGGACGAACGUAAACGAAGGUCCUGAUUGUAAAUCUAAAUCGCGCAGGCUCUGCUUCAAAAACAUCCCAUAGGCUGCCGUCCGCCAGUUACCGAAAGACUGUUGCGCACGCGCAAGUUGGCUCUUCCUACUUUUGUCGGAAUAAUUAUCAUCAGUUAGACGGAAAACCCUAACUGGAUAACCAGGAGAGGGAACGGCAUUACACGUUUAUGUUUUAUUGUUCUAACGAAGGAUAGUGGUGUAAUCAAAUUAAUAGGGAAAAGGAAGCAAAUCGCGUUCUUUUUGCUCAUAAUCAUAUACACUUGGAUUUAGUGCGUAGGGAAUUGCAGAUUUUUGCUAAACAGUCGGUCUUCCCUACGCUAUCCCACCGUGUCGGAAUUUGAGAAGAGCAGGAAAGCGGGGCUAAUAGUGUGACUGUGGGAGGGACAAAGAGGUCUAGCCUUCCACCCCAGUUUCGAAGCGGGAGCGGAAAAUAAAGGCCGGUAAUGGUGGUGCAUUAUUAACUAAAAAUUGCUAUUGUCUUUCAAAUCUAAGACGCUGGCGUUACAAUUGCAGAACAUAUUUUUUUUUCUGUCUCAUUACUGUUUUUUUCGGAAGUAGUGAUAACAACCACUACAAGACCAACAUUCUGUUUGGAUCCAGCUUGCGUCCCUUUAUUUUUAAAUCUACGACCGCUAAUGUGCAUGUAAAUUGCUGGGCCGGUUUUUUUUUUGUCAGGCUAACAUCUUUGCUUCCUUUUACCUAAACCAAGAAGAGGAUAUCGGCAGCAUCGAGGAGAAAGGAAGGGGAAAUCUGAGAAGGCCUUUAUGCACAGAAGCCUGAUGUUUCAUUACCCAAACUAGGUAACAUUAUCAGGAGUGCUGUUUGCUGAGACUCCCAGGGUGGAAUCAUACUGGCGCAGAGCAGAAGAAUAGGGCUCUGUUCUUUCUGCCCAAUUUUCUGUGCCAGGAGGCUUGCAAAAGCAGAGCUGGGUCUCGGAGGGACCAACGACAGAAAGGGGAAGCUUGGAAGAUACAGGGAGAGGUGUGAUCCCCUGUUAUAGUAGGAGAAACCUCUCAAAUCUGUGCUGGAGAGACUGGCCUUUAUGACGGGAUCCAGCCCUUUAAAUGGAGAAGGAAGUGAGAAGAAAGAAACAUCUGAAAGUAUUGGUAGAGUUCGAGGAGUUGGAAUGAAGAACUGGUGCGACUCUCAGGAAGUGUGAACCUAUAGCUUGGACGCUUGCUUUGAUAGCCCAGAGAAUUGACAGAAAAUGCAAAACAGUGAAGUAAUAAAGCCUGCCAAAUACUUUUCUGAAGUAGAGAAGAGUGUGCUGCUGGCAUUAGUUGAGAAAUAUAAGUAUGUACUUGAGUGUAAAAAGAGUGAUGCAAGGACUAUUGCAUUGAAACAACGGACCUGGCAGGCCCUUGCCCAUGAAUAUAAUUCCCAACCAAAUGUAUCACUCCGAGAUUUCAAGCAGUUGAAAAAAUGUUGGGAGAACAUCAAGGCUCGGACAAAGAAAAUAAUGGCACAUGAAAGAAGAGAUAAGGUAAAAAGAUGCAUUAGUCCACUUAUAAGUAAUCACAUCCUAGGAAAAGAGAAGAUCACCAACAUGAUACCAGACCAAGUAUAUUUUUUACAAACUCCACCAGAAGAAGAUUCUGAGUAUCAGCCUGAAACUUCCAAUCAAGAAUCUUUCAGUGUUAUUAACAAAGAAUCAUGUGAUGAAGAAAAAGGACUUGUACAUUUCCAGGUAUGUGAAGGUACCUCACAGUCUGAGCCUUCCUGUUCAGCAGUCAGAGUAACUGGAAAUAAAAACUUCAGAAAUAAAGCUGCUCAAGAAAGUGAUUUGAAAAAAAUGCAUGAAGAGGAACACCAUCAGCAAAUGUCUAUUUUACAACUGCAGCUGAUCCAAAUGAAUGAAGUGCAUGUGGCAAAAAUUCAACAGAUAGAAAGGGAAUGUGAAAUGGCUGAAGAAGAACACAGAAUCAAGAUGGAAGUGUUAAACAAAAAAAAAAUGUACUGGGAAAGAAAAUUGCAGACUGUUACAAAAGAAUGGACUGUAUCAUCUUUUAACAAGCCAUUCCCUAAUUCACCCUAGCACAUGCGGCAGCUGGUGGUUCAUUAGGCUGAAGUAACUUGAUCAUUGGAAAAUAGUUUGAGAAUUAGGUUCAAUUCCUGUAUUUAGAAUGACAGUGUAAUUGUUGGCUAUGAACAAAUGUCAAUAAAUACCUAAAGUAGGGUUUAGGUAGGUUUUCAUUUCAUAAAACAACAAAGAAAUCUCCACAUUUUUGGAGGCAAAAUGAUGAUGUAACUUUUUAAUGGAAUUUCCAAGUAUGCCCAAUAAACUCACUCUUUUCCAUGGUAGCCAGCUCAAUCCUAUUGGGCAUUUUAUGUUAUUUUAUUUUUGUAGCUGAAUUUUUCAAUUAAUUAUUUGAUGAAUGUAUCUUAAGGUACAGUUGCUAAGACUUGAAGAGUGACUCAGUUGAAUUAUGAAGUAAGGUGAAAAGGGUGAUAAUAUAGCAACUGCUAUACAAAAAAAGGAAUUCAGAUUUCCAACAGCUGUCUGAUUGAAAGUCUGUCUGUUCAGUCAUAGUUAUAAUUGUGGAAUACUAGAAAUGUGUGUUCCCCGCUUUCUGUCUUCAGUUCUAUUGCCUUUGAUUUGCACUGCAUGGCACAAUCAGCCCACUAGCUGGUAAAACUCACAAUGGCAUCUGGCCUGCAGUAAAAAGAAACAGCCCACUUCUAUUUGCAGCCUCGUCCUAUGAAUGUUUUAUCCAAAGUAAAUGCAUAUAGAGUUUGCAAUUUAUUAAUUUUAUGCAAGUACUGCUUGUGAAUGUUUGUGGCUUCCUCCUACUAUGUACACACACAUUACUGGAUACAUGUUUAGAGGCACACAAUGUUUGAAGCAACCCUUAUAGAGCUUUUUACCUUUGAACCAAUUAAAGAGAGUUUAAGGAAACAAAUAUAAUAUGAAAUAGAAAGAAAACUAUUCUAUCUUUAAAAUAGCUAGUAGCCUGGAAUGUCCACAAUUCAUAUGUGGCAUUAUUAUUUCAGACUAAUCAGCAGAGAUGAUAGGGACUAGACUUUUUUCAGAGUAGGAAUUAUGUUGUGUUCAUUGGGUUUCCAACAAUUCUGACGUGUUUUCCUUUUGGAGAUUUCUAGAAACAUUUUUUUCACUCCAUGCAUUUUUGCUGGUCACUGACUUGAAGCUUAUUAAGAACAUUACCAAAUCUUUUAAAUAUCUGAAUAAAUAGGCAAAAUGUUAUUAUUCAUAGAAAGCUACCAGUAAAACAAAAGGGAGGCAUAGCUCGUUACUGAAGGAACAACCUCAUAGCUAUACAACCACCCUAACAUAUUUUUUUUAAUUACUUAUUAGGUUCUCCUUUUGGGUAGUUCUAAAUUAACAAAAGGACACUGUUUUCUUACACAGGUUUACAGGAGAGGUUGUAAUGAAUGUUGUAAACAAUCUGAAUCCAGAAUUUAAACAUUUGCUUGUUGACUAGCUUGUGUGUUGAAUUUAAUUAAAGCAGUGGAGUCUCAUCCUUUGUAGAACAAAAUGUGUAAAACCAAAACAAUUUAUUUUUUGUAUUUUUUGGUUUUGGCUUAGACUAAGAGGCAAAAACUGUUGGAGUUUUUAAAACAACUAACUUCAUUUUAAUAUAAAUCUAUUAUUUAAAAAAAUCAGUGAAAACUAUAGUUCAAAUUUUGCACUAAGUAAAUUAAAUUUUGUUACUGGUAUGAAUAUACUAUAUAUUUCCAUAGCAUACAUUUAUUUUUUUCUAAUUGUUGGACAUUAGUCAACUGAUAGCAGAAAAUUCUGGAUAAGAGAUUUCACUGCAUUUAACAUGUCACAUACAUUGAAGUUAUAUUUACAGCUUCAGUGACUAUUGUAUUAUGUUUUAGAUAUCAUAUUUGUUACUUUUCUUGGAGUAUACAACAUACUAAGACCUGAUUAUUUUUUCUCUGGUAUUAUAAAGAAAUUAAUUUUUAGAUAUUCUAAGUUUACAUUUACCUAGAAAAAAAGCAAACUAAAAGUUAAUGAAAUCAUAAUUUUACACAACAAAUUAGUGUCAUUUAAUUAUUUAUGUAUUUCCAAAUAAUUGUGUGAUUUUUCCAGUCAGCUUAGCAUUUUUCAAUGGCUAACUUGAAUAAAACAUUAAUCAUGUCUUUGAAUUUUAGUUUGUUCCAAACUUGUGUUUGUUUAUUUUUAAUAGUUGAAUAUUGGGAAAAAGUCUUUUCCAAGCUAUCUAUAUACUGUUCUUAUUGAAUGGGAUUAUGAUCUGUUUUUUUUUUUAUUUACUAUUUUUAAAUAAACCAAACUAAAUAAAAAUAAGGGAAUUAUUUUUUAAAACCAAAUAAAUGGGAAAAAACCCAAAGAAUCAUCUAUAUUAAGACAUGGCUGAAAAUGAAAGAGAAAGUAAGGCAUGCAAUUAUUUAAUUCUAUCAUAUCUGGAACUAAUAUUAUUAUAAAGACAAAAUCCAAAGAGAUUCCAUUAAGCACACUCAGGGGGAUGAGCAAAUUGGGAUUUUUCAAAGGUUAUGUCAACCACUGUUUAAUACAAAAAAUGAAAUGUAAUUUUUAAUUUUGAGUGAGUCUUGUUGAAGUUAACAUUUUUUGUGAUUCCAUUGGAAAUAUGCUAAAUAUCUUAGCAUAAUGGCUAAAUAUCUGGCUCAAUUUGUUCUAUCCAAUUUCAUUCAUGAAGGUAAAGUUGUAUGGAUAUUUCUUUAAUAACUGUAUGUUUAACAGUUUUUAAACUUCUAAGAGAUCUCUUUGCACUACUGAUAUUUAAUCUGUAUAGAUGUUCUGAUUCAUAGUUUCAGUUCAAGCCAUUAUAGAUGAAUUGCAUCUCAAACUGCACAAGUUGUGAACCACCAAGCUAAAUUCAGUGACUAGCACUCUUGCAGUAUGUUUGGCUUAAUGGGUCACCAGUUGUUCAGAUCUUUGUUCAUUUUAUAUUCAAUUUCUAGUGAAUGUUCCAUAAUAGUAUUAUUCUCAUUAUUCUAUGUCUUGAUUUCUGUCACAAACUAUCAAAGUUUAUAAAUGUCAAAUAUUAGCAUGGGCAAAGAGAACCUUGAAGUAGCAAUAUCAUGAAGAUAAGACAUAAAUAACAAUUUGUUGAGUAUCUAUUUCUGCUACCAUAUACUCCAAGUUCUAGUUGUGUAAGUUUAUGGCUGGUGGCGCAUACCAUGCUAGUUUAAAAUGUGGUUUGUUCAGUUGGCGUAGCCAGUGUUUUAUACAUCAGAAUUUAUGGUUUAGCAUUCUGUAUGAUAUAACAUUUAACCAAGACAUUUGUGUAGCUUCAAUAUUGGUGCAAAUAGGACAGCUCCAUCAUUUAUUUCCUGGGUACUGAAAAAAACUAACUGGCUUGGAUCAAAUCCUUCUAAAUUUAGUCAUUUUGUUCCAAAUUUGAUAAUGAGUUGACACUACCAAUCAAUCUGUCUACUUCAUUCAAAUAAUUCUCACUUGCAUUGGAUCUAUCCAUUGAACAAAUGCAUAUUACAGAGCCUUUUUUGAAAUCUCUUCAAAUUGUAAGAAACCAUCUCAAAUAUCCUCAUACGUACCGGUAUCUCUUCAAAUUAGUACCAAAGCUGUUUCUGCUUUUUACAGAAUUAUUUUGAAACUUAUAUAAUUGAAAAUAUGGAAAAUUGCUAUUAUGUCCAAAUAUUAAUUGUUGCCCUAUUUGGUCUCUAGAACCAGAACCUUAUGCUUUAUAUAUAAAUAUUUAAAGAAUAAGAGGAACCUUGUUAUGUAUCUAGGUUUCAUGAUAACAUUUUUUUUGAUGAAGGAUUUGUUCAGUAAUAUUUAUUUUUUCAUCAAAAGAGACUCCAAAAAAAUCCAUAAUGAAAAUUAAUAGUAGGUGUACAUUUUAGUGCCUUGUCUAUUGUAUAAUGUGUAAUCAAAUGAUGGAUUUCUUAUUAAAAAUGUAUCUAAAUAUUGCUGUAGAAAAAUUCCAUAUGCCUAUAGUUGCUCCCAAUAAAUCAUGAUGUAUUAAUUAA
This is a messenger RNA of Thamnophis elegans (Western terrestrial garter snake), 6146 nucleotides long. RefSeq names its product Myb/SANT DNA binding domain containing 3 (gene MSANTD3). The record is from RefSeq and is a predicted model, not a curated record. Bases 1420 to 2247 code for a protein of 275 amino acids. NCBI's taxonomy places the organism in Eukaryota, Metazoa, Chordata, Lepidosauria, Squamata, Natricidae. The transcript has 4 exons.